Emys orbicularis (European pond turtle) is the source of this 2922-nucleotide messenger RNA. RefSeq names its product protocadherin-8-like. Gene Ontology annotation, biological process: homophilic cell-cell adhesion. Gene Ontology annotation, molecular function: calcium ion binding. Gene Ontology annotation, cellular component: plasma membrane. The record is from RefSeq and is a predicted model, not a curated record. Bases 1 to 2922 code for a protein of 973 amino acids. The transcript is spliced from 4 exons. NCBI's taxonomy places the organism in Eukaryota, Metazoa, Chordata, Testudines, Emydidae.
AUGGUCAGGUACCACACGUACGAGGAAGACGCCCCCGGUACAGUCAUUGGGGUCCUGUGGGACGAUUUGCAGUCCCGCUCUGGGGACAGACCCCUGGGCAGUUUCCGCCUGAUGGAGCAGUUCAGCAACAGCUCGCUGGUCCGGGUGCGGGAGGGGGACGGGCAGCUGAGCAUCGGCGAGGAAGGGAUCGACCGGGAGCGGCUGUGCGGCCAGUCCCUCCAGUGCGUCCUGGCUUUCGACGUGGUGAGCUUGUGGCAGGAGCAGUACCGGCUGGUGCACGUGGAGCUGGAGGUGCGGGACAUCAACGACAACGCGCCGCGCUUCCCCCAGGCGCACAUCCCGCUCGAGGUGUCCGAGAGCGCCGCGCCCGGCACCCGCCUGCCGCUGGAGAUCGCCGUGGACCCGGACGUGGGCUCCAACUCCAUCCAGAGCUUCCAGCUCUCGCGCAACAGCCACUUCGGCAUCGAGGCGCAGCCGCGGGCGGACGGCGGGAAAAGCGCCGAGCUGGUGCUGCUGCAGGAGCUGGACCGCGAGACCCAGGCCGCCUACACCCUGGAGCUGGUGGCCCAGGACGGCGGCAGCCCGGCCCGCUCGGGCACGGCCACGGUGAGUGUCCGGGUGCUGGACGCCAACGACAACAGCCCGGCCUUCCCGCAGGGCUCGGUCACGGUGGAGCUGGGCGAGGACGCGCCGCGGGGCUCCCUGCUGCUGGACCUGGACGCGGCCGAUCCCGACGAGGGGCCCAACGGGGAGAUCGUCUACGGCUUCGGCAGCCAGGUGCCGGCCGAGGCGCGGCAGCUCUUCCGGCUGGACCCGCUCUCGGGCCGCCUGACGCUGGAGGGGCCGGUGGAUUACGAGCGGCAGCGGACCUACGAGCUGGACGUGCAGGCGCAGGACCGGGGCGCCAGCCCCCUGGCGGCCACGUGCAAAGUCAUCGUGCGCCUGGCCGACGUGAACGACAACGCGCCGGGCAUCAGCAUCAGCCCCCUGAGCGGCGCCCCCGCCGGCGCCGGGGUGGCCUACGUCAGCGAGGCGGCGGCGCGCGACAGCUUCGUGGCGCUGGUCAGCACCUCGGACAGGGACUCGGGCCCCAACGGGCAGGUGCGCUGCGCCCUCUAUGGGCACGAGCACUUCGCGCUGCAGCGCGCCUACGCCGACAGCUACGUGCUCGUCACCGCCGCGCCGCUGGACCGCGAGCGCAUCCCCGAGUACAACCUGACCCUGGUGGCCGAGGACCUGGGCUCGCCGCCCUUCAAGACCAUCCGGCAGUACACGGUGCGCGUGAGCGACGAGAACGACAACGCGCCGCUCUUCUCCAAGCCCGUCUACGAGGUGGCGGUGCUGGAGAACAACCCGCCGGGCGCCUACCUCGCCACCGUGGUGGCCCGGGACCCCGACCUGGGCCGCAACGGGAAGGUCCUUUACAGGCUGCUGGAGACACAGAGCCCGGGCGGCGGCCCCCGGUCCGCGCUGAUCUCCGUGGAUCCCCACAGCGGGUCCGUCCGCGCCCGGCAGCCCCUGGACUGCGAGGAGCUGCCGCUGGUGGAGGUGGAGAUCGAAGCCUGCGACGGGGGCGCCCCGCAGCUGUGCCAGCGGGCCCGCCUCAGGCUCCGGGUGGUGGAUCAGAACGAUAACGCCCCGGUCAUCACCUCCCCGCCGCUGGCCAACGGCUCCGCCGAGCUGCCGCUGCCCGUCAGCGCCCCCGCCGGGUACCUGAUCGCCCGCUUCGCGGCCAGCGACGCGGACCAAGGCGCGAACUCCGAGCUCUCCUACUCCCUCCUGGGCGGCGCCCACCCGCUGGUCGCCCUGAACCGGGACACCGGGGAGCUGGCCCUGCGGAGGAGGCUGCCCGGAGGGGCCUCGGAAGCGGCCUUCCCGCUUGUCGUCGCUGUCCACGACGGCGGGAGGCCGUCGCUGUCCUGCACAGCCGCCGUUCGGCUCAUUCCCACGGACACACUCCCCUCUAGCGUGGAGAUCGUGGUCGUACAGCCCUCGGCGGAGGAGCUGCAGCCCAGCCUGGACCUUUCCGUAGUCCUCAUCGCUGUGCUGGCCGGAGGCUGCGGCUUGCUGCUGAUUGCUAUCAUUGCCGUGGCCUCCACCUGCAGGAGGAGCAAGAGUCACUUCCAACCUGGGACCGAAGAGCAGGGGAGAGACAAGGAAGCCAGGCUGCUGAAGGGCUCAGGCUCCCAGGCAGGGAGCUCCUACCCGGGCCAGGCAGACUCCUGCCAGCUCUCUGUUACAGCCCAGUCUGAUAACCCCAGUGACACUUCCCAGGCUGAGGACAGCAGCAGAGAGUCCUUGUGUCGUUCUGCCCAAGAGAGGAAAGCCAGGAGCAGAGACUCCCAGGGUCAAGUUCUUGUUCCUUUUCAUCCCCCGUCUCUUUGGCAGGAGCGAGAAUCUGCUUCGAGUUUAAGCUCCCAUUCAACUCCUGAUCAGUUUAGUGUGAAAGACAGUGGGAAAGGAGAUAGCGAGUUUAAUGAUAGUGAUUCUGAUAUCAGUGGGGAGGGGUUAAAGAAGCCACCUUCACAGUCAGCUGAAAAGCAAGUUGGUACUGCAGCCUGUACAGAUGGACGGACUUACAAGGAAACAGAAAGAUAUUGUAGAUUUUAUGUCCACCAGUCCCAAACAAGCAAAACCAUCCCAUUGCAUUAUGAAAAUGAUUAUACGAUUGCAUAUUCUACACCAAUUUAUCAGCCCAUCCUUCAGCUCGGGAAGCCCAAUUUUCUUCCACAACAGCCAAAGCUGAAAGAGUAUCAAGUUAAUAUUCCUAAAACUGAAAGACUACAAAAUGUAUAUGAAAGAGUUCUAAGUGGUGGGCCAGCAGUGCCACCAACCACUCUGUCAAGACAGUAUAAAGGACUAAAUCAUCCUCCACAGAACACUUUACUCCCAAAUGCCUCUGAAGUAGCAACAUCAUUCUGA